AUGGCAGCCUACCUUGAAGUCACCAAGAAAUUAGUAAGCUCGUUCGACGAGUUCGAGAAGAGCAGGGUGCCCAGGAACGAGAACGAGAAGGCAGACGCACUCUCACGACUAUCAACAGAGGCGCUGGCUCAGUUGGACAGGUCAGUAGACAUUGAACAGCUAUUUGAGCCCUCCCACCAAGUCCGAGAGGUCACACCGAUCGACUUGGAGCCCAGUUGGAUGGACCCAAUCGUCGUCUACCUGAGGGAUGACUUCCUGCCCGAAGAUAAGAUCGAAGUGCAUAAGGUUCGAGGUCGCGCAGCUCGAUAUACACUGGUGGAGGGGCAGUUAUACAAAAGAUCAGUGUCCAGUCCGUUGCUGAAGUGCCUAACUCCUACCCACGCUUUGAACGCCUUGACAGAGGUACACCGUGGGAUAUGUGGCAGUCACAUGGGAGAAUGCCAAAUAUGCAAAAGGAUGCUAUACAAUACGUGA
Telopea speciosissima is the source of this 474-nucleotide messenger RNA. RefSeq lists its product as uncharacterized. The record is from RefSeq and is a predicted model, not a curated record. Lineage: Eukaryota; Viridiplantae; Streptophyta; Magnoliopsida; Proteales; Proteaceae. The transcript has a single exon. The coding region runs from base 1 to 474 and encodes 157 amino acids.